Molecule: messenger RNA, 300 nt
Organism: Auxenochlorella protothecoides
Lineage: Eukaryota; Viridiplantae; Chlorophyta; Trebouxiophyceae; Chlorellales; Chlorellaceae
Exons: 1
Coding region: 1-300 (99 amino acids)
Source: RefSeq, a predicted model, not a curated record
AUGAGUCCGGGCGCAUUGCAGUGUUUCAACUGCAAAACCCUCCCAGUCUGUCACGAGACUGGGCCCGAGCAAGGUCCCCAUCCGUGCAAAGCAACGGAUGCAGGGAUGGAGCCGAGGAACCAAAGGGGAAGUGGCCCACUCAGUGCUCCCAAGAUUACACGAGGGAUCCCACGGCAUGCGCGCGCGGACAUGGAGGGCUUGGGACCAUGCUCUGAUCCGCGCGCCAAGAUCCUCAGCGGAGUUGAAACCCUGCCAAUCCCACACACCGAUGCCCUUAAUCAUAUGAUCUCCUCCCUGUGA